Messenger RNA from Copidosoma floridanum, 510 nucleotides. RefSeq names its product WD repeat domain 33 (gene Wdr33). Lineage: Eukaryota; Metazoa; Arthropoda; Insecta; Hymenoptera; Encyrtidae. Gene Ontology annotation, cellular component: mRNA cleavage and polyadenylation specificity factor complex. The record is from RefSeq and is a predicted model, not a curated record. Gene Ontology annotation, biological process: mRNA 3'-end processing. Gene Ontology annotation, molecular function: protein binding.
AUGGCAUUCUUACGAGAUAUCUUUAGUCCCACCGAUCAUAAACUGGCUACAUGUAGUGAUGAUGGCACUGUGAGAAUCUGGGACUUUCUACGUUGCCACGAAGAAAGAAGUCUGCGAGGUCAUGGAGCAGAUGUAAAAUGUGUACAUUGGCAUCCACAAAAAAGUCUUGUUAUUUCGGGUAGUAAAGAUAAUCAACAACCAGUAAAAUUGUGGGAUCCGAAAAUGGGACAAUCACUAGCUACUUUACAUGCACAUAAAUCGACUGUUAUGGAUGUUAAAUGGAAUGAGAAUGGUAACUGGCUCAUAACUGCUUCUCGAGAUCAUUUACUUAAACUUUUCGAUUUGCGGAACUUAAGUCAAGAAGUUCAAACCUUUCGAGGUCACAAAAAAGAAGCUUCUAGCGUCGCUUGGCAUCCUAGUCAUGAAGGUUUAUUCUGUAGUGGUGGAAGUGAUGGAGCGAUUCUUUUUUGGCAUGUAGGUUCUCUUAUAGAAUACUCGCAAUCAAAGUAA